UCUUAUAGCUAAACACAGUCGAGUCAGUCGAUGAGUUUGGUGGUUGAGAAGUACAUAUACGAUCGGAACGAUGAAAAUCCUGCGGCGAUCAUAUUAGCAAGCACCAUAAAAUGAUAUUAAAAAAGGCUGAAAUAGCAUCAGAAUCAAUAAGAUACGGAAUUCUAGCCGUUGGAUGUUGCGAGUGAAGUCGCUAUUGGCGCGGAUUUUUUUUCGUCUUACGCAAUUAAAACUGAGAUGUGUUGUUUUUUAUUUUCUAUAUUGAAAAGGAUAAGAAAAAUUUUAUGAGAUUAUAUACAUUUAAAUUUUUUACGAUUAAUGAUCGCGAAUGCAUAUGUUUUUGUGAAGGGACUCUUCUCGUCUGAGAUAAGAAAGAAGAAGCGUCGAGACUCAAGUUAAAACGUUGGUGACAAAGAAUUUUCUUCAACUGAAGUUACGAACGAGGAAGUGGAAGAUAUGAGUCCUUUUCGAUAUGGCAUGAUGACUUUAGAAGAUGCAUUGUUGAAAAUACAAGAAGUAGUAAAUUCCAAUGUAAAAAAAUGUGAAUUGAUAAAUAUAAAUCAUCUUCACGGUAGAAUAACGUUCAAUGUGAUAAAUUCCCAAUGCGAUUUGCCAGCAUUUAAAGUUUCCACUAAACAUGGAUACGCAGUAUUGGCAAGUGAUGGUGAAUGCGAAAGGAUAGUAUUGCACAGAACUACAUCCGCCCCAGUAUCUCUCACACCUGGGACAUGCACGUAUGUGAAGAGCGGAGAGCGUGUUCCUGAAGAAGCAACUGCUGUUGUGCCACUUAAAAAUGUAACAGGAAAUAAUUCUCAUUCAGUUCAGAUAAAUAUUAACCCGGAAUUCGGACAGAAUAUUAAAAACAUCGGUAGUGAUAUAUCGAAAGAGAAACAAAUUUUACCCCAAUUCACACGUAUUGGUCCAGCGGAAUUAGGAAUUUUGGCAGCUAUGGGUUGUAAAGCAGUUCCAGUCGUCAAACAUGUGUCCGUAGGUAUAUUUUCGAUUGGAGAGUUCUUAGUGGAACCUGGAGAGCCUUUAAAUCCGGGACAAGUUUACGACAGCGCCAGAAUAAGUCUAAUCGCGCUAUUAAAACAUAAUGAUUUUAAUUCGAUAAUGGAUUUCGGAAUAGUGAAAGACGAUACACAAUCUAUAAAGAUGAAAAUCGAAAACGUUUUAAAGCAAGUGGACGUACUUGUGACAAUAGGUUGUUCGAACGAUAAUGAUUUGUUGAAGCCCAUUUUAAGAAAUAAAUUUCGCGCUACUAUACAUUUUGGAAACGUAUUACUGAAACCGGGAAAGUCGACAAUAUUUGCAACAUAUAAGGUUAAUAAAAAACUGAAGAAAUAUAUUGUAUGUCUACCGAAAAAUCCGAUGUCCGCACUCGUUUCCACACAUCUAUUUCUGUUACCCAUUUUGGAAGGGUUGAGCUGCAUCUACCGGAAUCCCUGCACAUUUCAAGUUCGCGUAGAGAAGAAGUAUUUUUUACAUCCACGUCCUAGAGCAGCAUGGGCGAUUUUAAAAUGGAAUGACAUGGACGUUUACGCGCAAGCUGUCAGCAGGGAAAAUCUCAUCGGUGAUCAGAUAUUUAGCUGUCAAGGCGCUAAUGCGCUCUUACUGUUCCCGCAGCAAACAAAGGAUCAAAAAGAAUCGUAUACGUUAUAUGCAACUGCAUAUCUUAUCAAUAAUUAAACGUGAAUAACAGAUGAUUCUAAUUGGCUCUCAUUAGCAUUUUAUGACGAAACAAUUGUGUACAUAACUAUAUAUAUUCGAUUACAUAUACCAUAUACAUAUAU
Messenger RNA from Camponotus floridanus (Florida carpenter ant), 1790 nucleotides. RefSeq names its product gephyrin-like. Gene Ontology annotation, molecular function: molybdopterin molybdotransferase activity. NCBI's taxonomy places the organism in Eukaryota, Metazoa, Arthropoda, Insecta, Hymenoptera, Formicidae. Gene Ontology annotation, cellular component: postsynaptic membrane; cytosol; postsynaptic specialization. Gene Ontology annotation, biological process: establishment of synaptic specificity at neuromuscular junction; Mo-molybdopterin cofactor biosynthetic process; gamma-aminobutyric acid receptor clustering. Bases 454 to 1686 code for a protein of 410 amino acids. The record is from RefSeq and is a predicted model, not a curated record. The transcript has 10 exons.